GUGACCAUGAGCUCCCGCCGAGAGCGCCGCUGGUCCCAAUGCAGAUGCAGAUUGAGGACGUUGUUCGAUUGGAUUCUGAGCGAGAGAGUGUUCUCGUGCAGCCUGGCCAGUCUGUCGCUGUGGAGCAGCCCCCUGCUGCUAUUGCUGCUCCCCAGCCUGUUGGUCCUGUGUCUACUGUGGAGGAAGCACCUAGUGCUCGUGGAGGCGUAGACGUGCAGACUGCUCCUGUUGAUGGUCUUGCUGACAGCGAUACUGUGGCGCGACACCGAGUCUCGCACUCAAGAGAUGUACCUGUGCCAGCGACGUAUAAGCAGGCAAUUCGGUCGAAGUUUGCUGCGUACUGGUUGGCCGCUAUUGCUGAAGAACCCGAGUCGCUGCGCAAGCAUGGUGUGUGGCAGGUUGUAGAUAGAAGUGCUGCUGGAAAAUCUGCUGUGAUCACGAACAAUCAUUAG
Phytophthora sojae is the source of this 452-nucleotide messenger RNA. RefSeq lists its product as hypothetical. NCBI's taxonomy places the organism in Eukaryota, Oomycota, Peronosporomycetes, Peronosporales, Peronosporaceae. The transcript has 3 exons. Bases 39 to 452 code for a protein of 137 amino acids. The record is from RefSeq and is a predicted model, not a curated record.